AUGAGGACUCUUGCCCUCCUCACUGCCCUUCUACUCUUGGCCCUCCAGGCCCAGACUCAGAACCUGGAAAAGGCAGAUGACCAAGUUUCUGCCCAGGACCAGCCUGGGGCCGAGGUCCAGGACAUGACUAUCUCCUUUGCAGGGGAUAAACGCUCUGCUCGAGGAGCUUCAAAAGGGAUUACAGGAACACCUACCUGCACCUGCCGGCACUCCAAUAGCUGCCUUAGCCAUGAGCGUGGCUCUGGGAUGUGUAUAAGCAAAAAAGGCAAGGCAUACAAGCUCUGCUGUCUUCGCUGA
Messenger RNA from Equus quagga, 297 nucleotides. Its product is annotated as alpha-defensin 1-like. The record is from RefSeq and is a predicted model, not a curated record. Gene Ontology annotation, cellular component: extracellular matrix. NCBI's taxonomy places the organism in Eukaryota, Metazoa, Chordata, Mammalia, Perissodactyla, Equidae. Gene Ontology annotation, biological process: cellular response to lipopolysaccharide; innate immune response in mucosa; defense response to Gram-negative bacterium. Bases 1 to 297 code for a protein of 98 amino acids. The transcript is spliced from 2 exons.